CGUGGGGCGGGCACUGACGUAAGGAGGCGGGGCCGCUGUUGCGAGCCUUGGCGGCUUGUGUGAGGCGGCCGGUUCCGGAGGAGGGCCCGGCUGGGCUGGUGGGUGGGGAGUGCGGCUGGGAACCUGGCCGCCGCGGAGAGAGAGAAGAUUAUAAAUGCCAGACCCACUUAAGCCAUGGUUAACUGUUGAAUUCCUAUGCUUUCUUGAAUACCUUCUUACACCAACAUCUUCAUUGGAAGGUCAGCAAAAGUAGCAGAGAGAAGGAGAGACAACGUUCACAUUUACCAUGGCUAUCCCAAUAACAGUGCUUGACUGUGACCUCUUGUUGUAUGGCCGAGGUCACCGGACAUUGGACCGCUUUAAGCUGGAUGAUGUGACUGAUGAAUACUUGAUGUCUAUGUAUGGGUUUCCUCGACAGUUUAUUUAUUAUUUGGUGGAUCUCUUGGGGGCAAGUCUAUCUAGACCUACUCAGCGAUCCAGGGCUAUUAGCCCAGAGACACAGAUCCUUGCAGCAUUGGGCUUUUAUACCUCAGGUUCCUUUCAGACUCGAAUGGGAGAUGCUAUUGGAAUCAGUCAAGCCUCUAUGAGUCGUUGCGUUGCCAAUGUCACCGAAGCACUUGUGGAAAGGGCCUCACAGUUCAUUCACUUUCCAGCUGAUGAAGCCUCCAUGCAGGCUCUGAAGGAUGAAUUCUAUGGGUUGUCAGGGAUGCCAGGGGUUAUAGGGGUGGUUGACUGUAUCCACGUGGCAAUCAAGGCACCAAAUGCUGAAGAUCUCUCCUAUGUGAACCGCAAAGGUCUGCAUUCUUUAAACUGCCUUAUGGUGUGUGACAUCAGAGGGGCACUAAUGACUGUGGAGACAAACUGGCCAGGUAGCCUACAGGACUAUGCUGUACUGCAACAGUCUUCUCUCAGUAGUCAGUUUGAAGCCGGAAUGUACAAAGAUAGCUGGUUUCUCGGUGACAGUUCCUUCUUUCUCCGCACCUGGCUCAUGACACCACUUCAUAUUCCUGAAACUCCAGCAGAAUAUCGCUAUAAUAUGGCCCAUUCUGCAACUCACAGUGUGAUUGAGAAGACUUUCCGAACCCUCUAUUCCCGGUUCCGCUGCCUGGAUGGAUCCAAGGGGGCACUACAGUAUUCACCAGAAAAGUCCAGCCACAUCAUCUUGGCUUGUUGUGUUCUCCACAACAUCUCUCUAGAGCACGGGAUGGAUGUUUGGUCCUCUCCAAUGAUAGGACCCAUGGAACAGCCCCCCGAGGAAGAGUAUGAACACAUGGAGUCCCUGGACUUAGAAGCUGAUCGUAUCCGUCAAGAGCUAAUGCUCACUCAUUUUAGCUAACAUGGAAGGUGGGAAGGAGGAAGAUUCACCGGAAGGAGCCGUGACAAACUAUUUAUUCUUACCACCUUCCACACAGGUUCCAUCAUCUAGCAUAACUGAGUGUAGAACACUUGUCAUAAAUUGACAUUUAAUCUGUGUGUUUUAGAAGAGUUAAGACUAUGCCAGAAUAUCUUGAUUCAUUUGCAAGUGUUUUAACUAAGCCAAAACCAAGA
Messenger RNA from Nycticebus coucang (slow loris), 1548 nucleotides. It is a transcript of the gene HARBI1, whose product is annotated as harbinger transposase derived 1. Bases 287 to 1336 code for a protein of 349 amino acids. The transcript has 3 exons. The record is from RefSeq and is a predicted model, not a curated record. Lineage: Eukaryota; Metazoa; Chordata; Mammalia; Primates; Lorisidae.